Diorhabda sublineata is the source of this 1479-nucleotide messenger RNA. RefSeq names its product methyltransferase-like protein 25B. The record is from RefSeq and is a predicted model, not a curated record. The transcript has a single exon. Lineage: Eukaryota; Metazoa; Arthropoda; Insecta; Coleoptera; Chrysomelidae. The coding region runs from base 88 to 1437 and encodes 449 amino acids.
AAAAAAGAAGACUUUUAAACACGUGGUUUUAUUUACAAGUAUGUUCAAAUUAGGGUUAACACAAGUAAAAUUGGUAAAAUUAGUAUAAUGGAAAAAUAUUUAGUAGAUAUUCAAAAGCGUUUAUACAUAUGUAACAAAAUAUAUGAAAUGUAUAACGAUAUUUUGAAUUCGUAUGUUUCCGAUUUUUACUUAGAAAACCAUUGGAGCAAAUUACCUAAAUCGUGGCAGUAUUUUUUCGAAGAUAUAGAUAUCAACGAACUAAGUAAUAUAUUGGAUUUAUCGAAAAGUAUCAAGAAGAAAAUAUGUCCUUUAGCUCUAUUAUGUAUACGAUGUCUUAUGAUGAAAUACACGUUACGGAGAAAAUCAAAACUAAUUUCAAAAACCCCGAUUUACAAUUUUGAAAACAACAAAUUUAUGAAUUUUUUUUGGAAAAAUGUUAAAUUAAAAAAAAGACAUGAAAUAGAUGUAAUGGCGAAACAGUGUUAUAAAUCAGCCGAGGAAACAGAUUGUUUUUACAUAGUUGAUAUCGGUUCUGGUUUGGGACACUUGAGUAGGAUGUUAUCUUAUGGUUAUGGCUUUAAGGUAUGUACGUUUGAAGCUAUAGAAAAAUUAACGAUAGCAGCUCGCGAAUUGGAUACAAAUUUUGAAACGACUUUAAAUAAAAGAAAUAUAAAACAUAAAAAUACGUUCCAAACUAUACAUAUAAAUAAACAAAUAACAGUAGAUUUAAACAUCGGCGUGUUUUUAGAAUGUGUUAAUAAAGCUUUUAAUAUUGAUAAUGCGACAUUCGGUAUUGUUGGUUUACAUCCUUGUGGGAAUUUAGGAGCGACUCUUUUAAGAUUCUAUGUCGAAUGCCCUAAUAUACGUUUCAUAAACAUCGCUAGUUGUUGUUACAUGAAAAUUACUUUAUCGCCUCUAAAUGAAUCUUGUUUCCCUUUAAGUUCAUUCUGUUUAUCAAAAAACAUAACAUUAUCGUAUCUAGCAUGUGAAAUAGCUUGUCACGCUAUUGAAAACUAUUCCAGAAAAUUAAAAUCUUCAGUUGAAUAUAAUAAACUUAAAAUUCACGCAUAUAGAGCUGCAUUAGAGAAAAUUUUAGUGACACAUAAUCCGGCAUUAAAACAUUCUAUUAUAGGUAGUGCAAAAUGUGAUGAGGAUCUUACUUUUUUAAAGUACGUUCAAAAAGUUUGUGAUAAAUUUCCCGAAAUUUCGUUAGACGAAAUUUUAUAUCAUGAAAACGCGGUUUCUUCUAGUUGGAAGUAUGUUGUCGUUUUUUAUUCCGUUAGGUUACUUAUGGCACCUUUAAUAGAAAAUAUGAUUUUAUUAGAUAGGGUUUUAUAUGUUAUUGAAAACGGUAGUCACUGUGAGAUAAAUCCUAUAUUUGAUUGCACUAUUUCACCAAGAAAUCAAGUACUUUCCGCUACCAAAUUUAAAAGUUAACUCUGUAACUUUAUAAAACUUAUAAAUAUAUUUUUACUUUUG